Molecule: messenger RNA, 1404 nt
Organism: Papaver somniferum (opium poppy)
Lineage: Eukaryota; Viridiplantae; Streptophyta; Magnoliopsida; Ranunculales; Papaveraceae
Exons: 3
Coding region: 1-1404 (467 amino acids)
Molecular function (GO): catalytic activity
Source: RefSeq, a predicted model, not a curated record
AUGUGGGGAAGUAAUGGGUGUGAGCAUGUUUAUUUACCAUUGGAGGGAAGAUCGGGGGGAGUUUUACUUAUGUGGAAUUCAUCAGUAGUUGUAAUGGAAGAAAGUUUAUUGGGGGAAUUCUUAGUAACUCUAAUAUUUCGUAACACUAGUGAUGGUUUCACCUGGAUUUUCACCUCUGUCUAUGGGGCAACUGAUCCUGCAGAUUAUGAACAAUUCUGGCAAGAAAUCCAAGAUGUUAGAUUGUUAAUGUCAGGGCCAUGGAUGUUGGGAGGGGACUGGAAUGCACCUUUAUUUGCCUCUGAAAGAAGUUCAAUAGGGGGUUGUAAUAGAAACAGAAGAAACUUCAGGAAAUUUGUAAACAAAAAUAGUCUAGUAGAUAUUCCAAUGUCUGGUGGAAGUUUUACCUGGACUAACUCACAAAAUCCUCCUAUUUUGUUAAGGCUUGAUAGAUUUAUCUUUACAACUGAUUGGGAAGAGAAGUGUAUUGGUGUGGUGCAGUUUAGAUGUAGGAGACCUAUUUCAGAUCAUGCACCAGUUCUCCUUAAUUGCAAUGAAAACUUAACUUUUAGUAGUAGACCUAGUUAUAUUUUUGCAAAGAAAUUGCAAGGUUUGAAAUUUUUCAUCAAAAAAUGGGGAAGAGAGACUUAUGGUUCAUUACAAGCUGAAGUGGACAAGUUAGAGAUGCUGAUUGAUGUUUAUGAUUCUUUGGAAGAGAUUGGUGGUUCUUUGAAUGAAGGGGAUUAUGCAGCCAGGGAGUCAACAAAAAUAAAGCAUAAUCAAGCCUCUUUGAACUUAACAAAGAAAUGGUUUUCAAGAUCUAAAGGACUUUGGCUAGCAGAUGGAGAAACGAAUUCCAGGUUUUUUCAUAAGAAUUCUUAUUACAAUCAUAAGAUAAAUUCUAUAAAUUCUUUAAUUGUGGAUGGGGUUAUGAGUCAUGACAAGGACAUAAUUAAUGAGGAAGCAAAAAGAUUUUAUGAAGAAGGAUUUACUGAAAAGGUGUAUGGCAGGCCUACUUUUGAAGGGAUGGAAUUACCAAAAAUUAGUGUGGAGCAGAGUAUUGGGAUGGAGAAACCAAUUGAGGAGGAUGAGGUGAAGAAAGUGAUUUGGGGUUUUGGGAGAAACAAGUCACCUGGACCUGAUGGUUAUAAAAUGGAGUUUUUCAAAGAUGUGUGGGAUAUUAUUAAACCAGAGUUAAUGGCUGUUAUGAAGGAGUUUCAACAAACUGGUUAUAUUGAUUGGAGACUCAAUUACACAAAUAUUAUUCUUAUACCUAAGUGUGAGGGAGCUUCUUCUAUGGAGUUUCAGGGUGCAUUUGAGGAUGGUAGGAAGAUAACAGAUGGCAUUUUAAUUGCUUCAGAGCUUAUAGAUUCAAGAGAAAGGGAAGGAAAACCUGGUUUGAUUUGA